UACGCAUUAUCAUCUAUCAUGAUGUCAUACCCAUCAUUAUAUCGAUUCAAACAAAAUUUUUUGCUUCUUGAAUCACGAUAAGACCCUACUGUCACUUCGUUUUUGACUGUCACAUCGCGGAGUAACACGGAAUUGUUACAAAAGAAUGUUUGGUCGGGUACGUGAAACGAUUACAUUGGAAACACGCGUGUGGAUAUGUCAGGUUGUAACAACCCUGGGACCAGCGAAGCCGCAGAGACUGGCUUCCGGUCAUGCAUCCUCGACGGAGGCGUCUGAGGCACGCGAACCCGUCGAGAUCCAGGAGAUGGAGAUCGAGCAGGAAAUGAGAGCAUUGCUUUCGUCGUCCAGCCCCGUUAAGUCGCAUCCCAGCAACCUGGCUGGGACUCCGCCGCAUAAACUCUGUCUGGAGACGAGCUUCACGUCCCUGCAAAGUCCCUCGGAGUUUCCUCAAGCUGGCCGCGAGCUGAGCGUCGAUUCCAGAGGGAUUCCAUGGGAGUACGUCAGUCUGGCCAGCGAAUUGCUUCACACGCCCAGGGCCGACGAGAGUAAAUCGUAAGAAUAGCAAUUUUACGUCUGGAGGUCUGUGACAGAGGACCGACGUUGAAUCGAUGCCGAUUGUUAGGUUUACGAUGAGGAUUGUAAGGCCAGGAAGGAGAGCGCUGCGAAAUAACGAUGUUAUAAAUUGGUUGCUUUAGAGGUAACAAAUAUACGGGCAAUGGAUAGGAUAAUAUACGGAAUAUUCUAUGUGCGACUUGCACUGUAUUACUACUAUCGAAUGUCUAUGCGAAUACUUACAUUUGAGACAGGAAAUUGAUAUCUUAAGUUUCGGGUCGUACAUGCAAUUCUUCGUUAGUACUUUUCCAUCCGAUCUAAUACGGUUCAUUCUCGAUACAUUUUUAAUCUUAAAAUAUCAUUUCAUAGAUGUUCUAAGAAUUUCAUAUGUCACGCUCUCGUUCACAUUCGCUUGAUUCACGACUCACAGUGUUCACCGCUUCGGCAGUCGCGCACAUAAAUACUCAUUGCACUCCAUCAGACCAUCGAACGGAGAAACGUUUCAUCCAAAGAAUCGCAGCUGAAGAGAAAUACUUUGCUUUUGCAAUCUACUCGACAGAGAGACUCUCUAUGUUGUCUAUGACGGCGAAAUGUUACUCUUUAGCUACAGUUUAUACUUCACAUAUUUUGAGAACUGUG
Messenger RNA from Eufriesea mexicana, 1191 nucleotides. RefSeq lists its product as uncharacterized. The record is from RefSeq and is a predicted model, not a curated record. Lineage: Eukaryota; Metazoa; Arthropoda; Insecta; Hymenoptera; Apidae. Bases 146 to 556 code for a protein of 136 amino acids. The transcript has a single exon.